CUUUUUUUAUUUACUGCAAUAAUUUGUUUUAAUUCAUUUUUCUUCCACUAGGUGGCAGCAGAUGGCAAUACAACUUGUUAAAGAGGCUCAGCAGAGCUGUACCAGAAGAUCAACCAGCAGGCAUCGAGGGACACACACCCUCGAUGCCUGCUGGUAAAUCAGCGUCGGGUUCACAGACCACGUCCAGGUUCCACGUCGAUGAAGGUGUGGGCGGAGGAGCCACGACAGUGAUGUGUGUAUGAGACCAACACUCUGAGUGUCAUCACCAAAUGAACACAGCAGAGUGAGGCUUCGUUACGUUGUUAGACAAAGAGAACAUGUUCCUCUGUCAGUAAUCACUGAUCACUACUGAAGCGUGUCAGGUUUGCCAGAGUGGAGUAAAAGAUGAUGUUGUUGCAGCGUUCAUAAACACAGGCUUCAACACCUGGAAAGGAGGAAAUUGCCUUCUGCUCCGUCACAUGACCCUCAGACUGUUGUGAUUUUUACUCUACUUUACAUAUUUAUAUAUUCAUUUGCAUUGUCUGGAUGCAUCUGGGAUGAGUGAAGGAUAUAAAGAUUUUUUUUUAUAAAUUGAUUCAGUUUUUAUCAAUCCUCACAAAAUGUGUAUUUUUGUGGGAAAAAAGUCCUACUAUGUCAUGACAGAUUUUGUUAGUAUAUACUUUGUAGCCUUUUUUUUUAAUGUGUUUUUUUUGUAUAUGUAUGUGUAGGACAUAUAGGCUGAGGUGUCAAAUAUUCAUGGAACGGCUGAGAUAUAGUCAAAAAUGAUGGGGUUUUGUCAACAGUGUUAAAGGAUGAGCUAUAAAAAAUCUCACCAGAGGCUCAGAGUGUGUGUGUGUGUGUGUGUGUGUGUGGCUGAACGCGGGCUCAGUCGGCAGAUGAAGCUAUUGGCUGAAAGGCUUCAUGUCCCUGCGUACUGCUGAGGACUGCUGUGCUCAUAAACUGCCUUCAGACUGACUCCACUCUCACAUCCAACUGUGUGGGGCCAUGUCGCAGUACACGCUGGGAGUCCACCUGCAGAUCCUGCUGGCCGUGGGCCUGGCAGUCUUCUGCUACUGUCUGGUUCUUGGUUGUAUCCUCUGCUGUCGUCGGAGGAAGGGCGUUAAAUCCGACGACAAGGAGGCCGCUUCAGUCUCUCCCUCUCGUCCGACGUCCGAGAGCGUGACCGUGGCGUUGACUCUGUCCGCGUGCACACAGCCCGUGAAGCAACAGUACGAAGAGCUCGACGGAGACGUGUUGGAGUUCCCUUCGUCUAAAAGCAGCUCCUCUCCCUCAGAGGAUGACCUCACUUCUCUGCCCUUUGACCCCACCUCUACUGGGUCGGCCGAGCUCGUACAGCCCCCGGGCUCGUCCUUUCCCCUGCGACGCCUCAGUUCCCCAGCUGUUCCCGUGUCCCUCAGUAAACCUCAGAGUCACGGCAGAGCCUCCUUGCCCUCCAUCACUAAGAUGAGUCUCGUGUCCAAAUCCCGUCGGUCCACGGGUCGUCGCAGCACCGUGAGCACUGAAAGUUUCCUGUACGGGGAGAACAGUCGACUGACAGCGGCGGGCCGUCAGGACCAGCCAUGUGACUCACAGUAUGGCGCCAACGCUCCCUCCAUCCACCCGAAGGCCACUCCUCUGCUGCACUUCUCCCUGCUCUUCUCCUCCGUCUAUGGCACCCUGGUGGUCAACAUCCUGGGGCUCUUUGGGGCCAGUCGAAGACGCAGCGGGGUGUCUGUCAGAGUCAGCCUCCCGCCUCUCUGCCCCACCCCUCAGCAGAUCGCCUCUCGACGCCGCAGCUUCAGCCCGGACCUCCAGAGCCAGAGCUUUGUGCUGCAGGUGGGCUCCGCGGAGGAACUGCGCCGGUGCACGCUGAGACUGGCCGUCUUCAGCAGGGAGUUCUCGGGCCUCAGAGAGGCCGCUCUGGGGGAGGUGGAGCUGCCGUGUGAGCAGAUGGACUGGCAGCCCGACGUCACCACCACGUACACCAGGCAGCUCAGUCCGACCAAAACCAAACUGAAAAAGAGUGUAAGUUCCCAGGAAACACUGGAUCACAGAAAAACCUCAGUGGCCACGCCCCGGCCUUUGGGCCAACUGUUCAUCCUGCUGCAGUACCAGACACUGGCCCAGCGGGUCAAGGUGAUGGUUCGGAAGGCUGAGAAUCUGGCCAAGCUCACACGGAUCCCAGGAGCUGCAGAUCACUACGUCGUCAUUAACCUGCGACAGGACGGGAAAGUCAUCUGCACCAAGGAGACCAAAGGCGUGAGUGGACCGAACCCGGUCUGGAACGCUCCCUUCCUCUUCGACCUGCCCGCUGGUGACAUCACCAAACUGCCUCUGGUUUUUGAAUUCAUCAUCAUGCAGGGUCGUCUCUACACGAAGAGCAGCAUUUUGGGGUGCGUGUCGAUCGGCAGUGCUGCUCCUGAGACAGGGAAGACUCACUGGGAGGAGAUGUGCAGCCGGGGUCAGGUAGAAACCGCUCGCUGGCACACCAUCCAAUCAGAUUUGCCGUGAGAAGUGUCCAGGAUGUGUAUCUGUGAUGUGGUACCAGAACUUCCUGUUGAAUUAUACACAGUAUUCUCCGCUGUCAUGGAAAAGUUAUUCUUUUGUUAUAUCUCAACACUCUGUGUCAGUGUCAAUGUUAGCAGGACGUGUAGCUGUAAACACUAUAAAAAAAACAAAACAAAAAUAAAACACACUUAUCUGUAUCACAGUGGUAUUCUGAAUUACUGUGCCGGGAUUUACAUUGUUAUUUAUGACUGUUUGCAGUUUGUUUUGUUGUUGUAGUCAAGUUGUGCUGUGGCCACAGGCAAUAAAUGCUGAUGUUCAAUAGAG
Molecule: messenger RNA, 2811 nt
Organism: Cynoglossus semilaevis (tongue sole)
Lineage: Eukaryota; Metazoa; Chordata; Actinopteri; Pleuronectiformes; Cynoglossidae
Product: synaptotagmin-5
Exons: 7
Coding region: 985-2490 (501 amino acids)
Biological process (GO): calcium ion-regulated exocytosis of neurotransmitter; vesicle fusion
Cellular component (GO): exocytic vesicle; synapse; axon
Molecular function (GO): calcium-dependent phospholipid binding; clathrin binding; phosphatidylserine binding
Source: RefSeq, a predicted model, not a curated record